Scedosporium apiospermum is the source of this 462-nucleotide messenger RNA. RefSeq lists its product as uncharacterized. The record is from RefSeq and is a predicted model, not a curated record. NCBI's taxonomy places the organism in Eukaryota, Fungi, Ascomycota, Sordariomycetes, Microascales, Microascaceae. The coding region runs from base 1 to 462 and encodes 153 amino acids. The transcript is spliced from 3 exons.
AUGCUGGUCAACAUCUUCAGUUCCAUCAUCGCCGCUGGCGCGAUCCUCGCUUCCCUAUCCGGCGUCAAUGCCGGAGAAGACAAAGACUUCUCCAAGACUUGCGGCUCGUGGCGCCUGGGUGAGAACCACAUUGGCGUGGCUCUUUGCAGAUCCUCAAAGGGCAUCAUGCAGACAGGUCUCGAUCUCAACCAGUGCUUCGGCAAUAAAGACGGCCAGCUCGUCAGCAUGGAGUUGCGCAUCAAUGGGGAAUGGGUCAACUCGGAUAUCGAUAUGAAUCUGUACAUCGGCAACUUCAAUGCUUAUUUUUGCUGUGGUACCCACUGCAGCAAAUGGGCCUACAAGCGUUAUAUCGACGACGUUGAUGAGGGCAUUGGAAUUGAGCCCACCACUUUUGCUACCCGUGCCACUGCCGCCCGCAUUGACCCCUCCUCUGCUGCUGCUGCUGCUGCUGCUACUGCUUAA